Vespa crabro (European hornet) is the source of this 5844-nucleotide messenger RNA. RefSeq names its product putative leucine-rich repeat-containing protein DDB_G0290503 (gene HIPP1). Bases 523 to 5361 code for a protein of 1612 amino acids. NCBI's taxonomy places the organism in Eukaryota, Metazoa, Arthropoda, Insecta, Hymenoptera, Vespidae. The record is from RefSeq and is a predicted model, not a curated record. The transcript has 7 exons.
GAGUGUUAUCCAAUGUUAUCUAUUGGUUAAUGAUUGUAAUUGUGCGUGAAAGAUCAUUUUAGGAUAAAUUAACAAAUAUUAUAUAUUACUAUAUUUUUAUCGUGAUAUUAUUCAUUAAAAUGUUAUUUUAGCGAUGAAUAGUGUCAAGUGAUUAGUUUUUCUCAUUAAUACCAAUUUAUUAGUAAAGUAGGAAUCUUGACGUCAGUGGUGCGUGUCUUGGAUUUUGUUCUUGUAAACAUUACGCUUAGAGGCCGAGAAAACUAUUUCCUUUUUUUUUUAUAUGUUAUAUAUAUAUGUAUAUGUAUAUAUAUAUGUAUAUAUAUAUACAUAUAUAGGGAAAUAAAGGAUACAAGUUUUGUUGACGUUUUUUCGAUCGAUAAUAGAUCUGUGAAUUGCAUUGAUUCCAUGGAAAUUCGUGAGAUGUAAUUAUAAACUGGAAUAUGUAAAGUGUAUUUAUCUUCGUUGCUUGGUAAGGAAACUCCAUGCUGUAAUAUUUAACUGUAACGACCUUUCCACAUUAUAAUGGAACAAGUAGAUACAACAUCAGAUGAAUGUAUUAAUAAAAUCCAAGAUGGAGAUAUCAUUAUAAAUGAGGAAAUAGUUAACUUUGUGGAAUGUCCACAUAUAGAGAACGUGGUGAAAGUAUCAACUAAUAUUGAAAAUAAAAUUGAUAAAGAUCUUCAGAGUACUUGUAAAACAGUGUUAUCUGAUGAUAUUUCUAAUGUGCAGACAGAUACCAAAAAUAUAUUCAAAAAUGAACUGCAAGCAGUAGAUAAGGAACAGGAAAAUUUAGAAAAUGGUAAUGAAGUAUCAAUUAAAGAAAAUUAUAAUGAUUCGUUUGAAGUAUCACAAAAUACGAUUAUUACGGAUGCAUGUGUGAAAAAUACUGAUCAUCAAUGUGCUGAAAAAAGUAUUCAACUUGUUAAAGAAAUUGAUGCCUUAUCCGAAAAAUCGGUUGAAAUAGAUAAUGGAUCUAAUCUUACAUCAAUUAUGCAAUGUAAUAGUACAAAAUCAUCAAUAAUAUCUGAGGAGGUACUAACAGAUAAUAAUACAAAGAAAAACAAGAAUAGUACUGUUUGUACAAUAUUAGAUAUAACAGAAUCAGAAAGUGCCAAUAUUCCAUGCGAUGAAUUACUUGAUUCAUUAAAUCAAGUCUCCAAUGAUAAAGAACAUUCCUUACAUGAAACUGUUAAACAAAUAAGUAAGGAUGAUGAUAAUCAAAACAAUUCAAUAGUUAUGGACGCAGAACUAAAUAAAUUAGUAGAAGAAAAUACGGAAGUCGUUGUUGUGACGGUUGAAACCAUACCUGUUCCUUCUGAUUCUAGCAAGCAGAAUACAAUGCCAAUUGUAUUGGAAGAAAGAACUGACAUGAUAAAUGAGAAAGAUUUAAUCGCAACAAAUAAAGAAGAUGAUAAAAAUGAUUAUAAGAAUAAUGAUUUGGAACUUAUCAAUUAUCAUCAAGAAGAUAACAGCUCUGUAAUAGAAGUGAUUUCGACAGAAAUUGUGCAAUCAAAAGAUGCGGAGAUAUGUGUAUCAGAAAAUAAGACUGAAAGCAUAAUCGAAAAUGAAUUGGAUACAACAUUAAAGGAUACAAUAAAUGAAAAAUGUCAUAUUAGAGGGAAUUUACGAAAUGAUGAUAAUGAGAAUGAAAAUAUUUCACAAAAAAAUAACGGCAAUACUAAAAAACAGAACAUCUUAUUGAAAAUUGAUAUAAAGAAAGAAAUAAUAAGUGAAACCCAUGCUAAUAUAGACAAAGUAUCAAAAAUAAAAGAUGUGUCUAUUAAAGAUAAUGAUGUUAAUCUUCCUGCAUGUACAAUAAAUGCGAAAUCAGAUAUUAUAAUUGAAUCAGAUAUAGCAUCAGCAUCUAAAAGAAGUGUUAUUCAAGAUAUAUUUGAUGAUUGGGGAGUAGAAAAUCCUGAAGAAGAAAAUCAAUCAAAUCCUAAGGUACAAGAUUCGGUAGAAAUCGAAUUGAAAAGCUUAUUGGAUGAUCCUAAAAAUAUAGAAAGCAUAGAUAAUACAGCAUCAUUAAAAGAACAAAAAAUUUGUUCCAAUGACAAUAAAUCUAUUAUUGAUGUAUCACAUAAUACUGUAGUUUCUGUAGAUAAUAUAAGAGAACAAACUUUAAAGGAUACAAUAGAAGAAGAAGAACAAACGCAAAAGAAAGAAGUAACAUCUCAAGAAAAUCCUGUAACAUCUAUAAUGCAAGAAAAAUUAACUCAUUCAUUAUCACAAAAUCUUGGAAAAUCUACACGAAAUGUUACUCAAGAUUCAGUUUUGUCUCAUCAGACAGUACAAUGUAAUGCUACAACAGUUAAAAAUCGUAAUCGUCAUUUAACUAGUCAAAUAGUCUCACCUGCAGAAGUAACAGAAGUAUUAAAGGAAAGAUUACGAGAAAAACAAAAAAUCGUCGAAGCACCACGUGGGCCAGAUAUAUUCUUUGUGAAAAAAAUAACGCAAAGAUUAUCAAGCAAAUUAGCUGGUGGUUCUAUAUCUUCAAUGCCAGCACUUAUACCAUUACCACAUCCUGUUCAACCUGCAGAUAAUUUUAAUAAGAAAGAUACAGAAAAUAAUUCUGUGCAAUCUACAAAAGAAGGAAAUUCAGAUAAUAAGGAAUUAUUAGCAAUCUUAGAAGGUGAUGUUGAUCCAGAUUGGUCCAAUUUAAAACCACCAACACUUAUAGAUGAGGGAAAAACUUCAGUAAACAUUGAACAUAAUGAACUUAGUUCACCUCCUAAACUUGAUCCUUCGGUCGAACGUGAAUUAGCAUUAAAGCAACUUCUUGAAUUACCUGUAACACCAUUAAGGAAAAGCACUCCUAAACGAAAAAAACCGCUUAAAUCAGGACUCAGCAGAAUAUCUAAAAACAUUGAUAAGAAUGUUGAAAAUGGAAACGAAACAAAAGAGAUUGUUAAUAUCGAUUUAAUAGAUGAAGAUAUAAAAUCUAAUACAAAUGAUGAAUCUUCUCCAGAGGCUAAUGUUGUACGUUCAGCUACGCAAGAAGAACAAAGACAUCAAGAUAUAACUGGACAAGAUGUACGAAGUGAUGAGUCAAGAUCAGGUAGAAAGCGUAAGCCAACUGAAAAGGCAAGAGAACAUGAACAGAGUAUAACGAAACGUCAAAAAGUUUACAAAGGUAAAGUCUCCUUAACUAAGAAGUCUGAACCAAAACAAAAUUUAAUUGAUGUUAAUUCAUUAAACAAAGAUCAAUUAGCUACAGAUAAUGUUGUGUUAUCAGGUAGCACAGAUAAUGAAGGAAAAGAAACAGUAACAAAGGAAGUAACAAAUAAACAAUUUACGAAUAAAAUAGAGAAAAUUUUACGGAAAGCUGAAAAUUCAGCUGUUAAAAGACCAAAGCAAAGUCUUACCAAGAAGGGACCACAACCUAUUGCACCAAGGAAAAUGUUAAAACUCAUGCGACAAAAAAUGACAUCAAACAAAAAAUCUGUUAAUUUAAAGACGAAAUUGAAUACAGCAUCAAAGAAAUCUAAGAGAGUUACAAAACCGCAGAAACGUACGGUAGAUUCAACGAGUCCUGGAGAUUCUAAACCUAAAAAGAAAAUUAUUAAUGAAAUAGAUAGAUUACUUCAAGAUGAGGGAGUUGUAAAUUUAUUAUACGACGUUGAACAGCCUGACAAAAAACGUUUAGUACCUAUUACAAAAUCACAGGCAAAAGUGAUGGAUUUACAGAAAGUACAACGUGAACUUAAAAUCAGAAAAAAGUUGGUACGUAAUGCCGUUCUAAGGUUGCGUACAACUACACCUGGUAUAACGAAAGUAUCACCUAGAUCUACAAGAACUACUGUACAUUCAAAUGAUUCACGAAAUGAUCAAAAAACGAAUGAACAAUCCAAAACUGUAAAGCCAACCACUGGAUCUUCACCAACAGAAUUUAUAUAUCCUGCAAAAAUUAGAAAUGCUGCAGAUGCAUCCAUUAUAAUCAGAAGGCAUUCAUCUAGUUCUUUUUCUAGUGCAUCUGGUAGUCCUAGAGUUAGUAUCGAUGGCCCAGAUAAACAGACUUCUGAUAGUGUUCGAAUAGAUGAAGGUUCACAUUCCCUCAGAUCUAUGAAGAGGAGACAUUCGCAAGAAGAUAGAAUGCAUAUAAAAAGAAACAAAAAAAGGGAACAAAAAUAUGAUACAGAUAAUGUAAUUGCUUCAAACGAAGAUAAAACAAUAGCUAUAAUGCGUCCAAAUAAAAAAUCAGAUAUGAAAAGACCAGACAAAAGUUUUAAACAAAUGGAAUCCUUGGUUAGCGAUGAAAGUAAUAACGGCAUUCAAAGUAAAGUUAUUACAAGAUCUAAUGGUGCAGCUGCAGGAAAAGUAACGUCAAAAAGUAGAAAAACUGCCAAGAGUAAAGUCACUUUUGCAAAAGGAAAUGACGAUGAAUAUGAAGAUUUAUCAAAGGAAGAAGAUGAACUAUCUGCCUGUCUUGCAGAGGCAGCUACUGCUUUAUCAAUAGUGAGUGCCUCUAACCGGUCAGGUAAUAUUACGAUGAAUCGUAAAAACAAAGUGAAUCCAAAUAUUGCAAAAAUAUUGGAAUUAACUGGUAAUAAAACAAAAAUAGAAAGUCGAUGUCUAUUCAGUAAUAAGGAAAUAAACGUGCGUAAGCAUGGCUAUCUUGUACAAUUGAUACUUACUCCUUCAUCCUCUACAAAAAUAAGAAAUGCUCUUACACUUCAGGUAAUGCAUGAACUUCGUGAAACAUUAUCAAUAUUAAAGAAAGAUGAUGACUGUAGAGUAGUACUCUUGACUUCAACUGGAACAAGUUUUUGUGAAGGGUUGGAACUUUCCACAUUAUUGCAUCCAAACAAGGAAGAACGACGACUUCUUGCUCAAGAAAUGGCAGAUGCCGUCAAGGAUUUUAUAAAAAGUUUAGCAACUUUUAAUAAACCCAUAGUAGCUGGCGUACAAGGUGCUGCAAUUGGAUUAGGUGUAACUAUGUUACCAUUAUUUGACCUUGUAAUAGCCAGUGAUAAAGCAACAUUUAAUACUCCCUAUGGUAAAUUGGGACAAAUUGCAGAAGGUGCAGCUGUUUUCACUUUGUCGCAUAUUUUAGGAAGUGCAAUAACAAGUGAACUACUUUUGGGUGGAAGAACUUUGACAGCAAGUGAAGCAUUAAGAGCUGGUCUAGUUACUAGAGUUUUAUGGCCAGACCGUUUCCAAGUAGAAUUAUUACCUUCUUUGAAGGCUAUGAGUGAACAAUCGUCUCAGUCUAUGGAAGCAACAAAAGCUUUACUACGUCAUAGUCUACGAAAAAAAUUGGAUGCAGCAUUGGAAUCAGAAACAUAUUUAUUGAUUCAACAUUGGUGUUCUACAGAAUGUCAACUUGCUAUAAAAGCUUACAUCGAUGGAAAGAUAGAAUAAAGAAUGAUAAUGGUAAUAUUUGUGUAUAAUUUUUAUUCUACAAAUAUCAUUAUUAAAUGUAGGAUUGUGCCCAGAAAUAAUUAAGGAUAUUCUGGAUAUGGAAAUAAAAAAAUAUUCUGUUUCUUGUAAUCUUAUAUAGAUUCCAUUAAGUUAAUCAUUAUUUAUAAUGGAUUGAGCAAUUCCACCAAUUAAAAAGAUUUAUUUUAGUAAAAAAAAAAAACAAAAAGAAAAAUAGAAGUAUUUUAAUUUAAUUUAAUUUUUAUUAUAUAUGCAAAGUAAAAUUACAUGCUGCAGAUAUUCAUCGAAUUCAGAGAAAGUAUUGAUAAUACGUAUAUUCUGCACUGUUAAUAAGAAAUGGUGAUAAGAUUAAAGAAAUGAAGAAACCAGAUGUGAAAUGAAAAGAUGUGGUGAUAUUGGUGUGACAUUUUACGUCAACGCACGAUUAUUUUAAGUAUAAAAAAUAAAUAUUAAAUCAUUCGAUCA